This is a messenger RNA of Linum trigynum, 3649 nucleotides long. NCBI's taxonomy places the organism in Eukaryota, Viridiplantae, Streptophyta, Magnoliopsida, Malpighiales, Linaceae. The record is from the annotation of a GenBank genome assembly.
CCUUAUUAAGAAGAUAUCCCGAAACAAGAUUCUUCCUUAUCUCUAGCGUGUGUAACACGUCUUUGAACACCAUCUUCUUUCCAGAGGUGAAGUUCAGCUCCACUUCACCAGAACCAGCAGUCAUAGUGGUGUGGCGGUCCCCAGCAGCACUUUUUUGUCAGCAGGUGCUUCUGUGUGUCUUAAACAUAGCACAAUUGUUGCAUACAUGCUUCGAUGCACCUGUAUCCAGCCAUCAUCCUUCUGAGUCACCGGUGAGGUUGACUUCAGCGAUCAUAUCCGUGAUCAUGGCUACCAAGUCCUCUUCUGUCAAGUUAACCCUUGCUGCAGCAGCAGGGUUAGUCUUGUUCCUUCACUUUCGUGCCAUAUGACCUGGUUUCUCGCAGUUAAAGCAACGAAACGGAGUGUCAUUCUGAGAGGACUGGACCAUAACCCUUUGGUUUCCCCGAGGGACACCAUUCUGGUUGGGGCGGAGCUUCUGGUUCUGACCCUUGAAACCUUUUUGGGUAGGUUUCAGAGCUCUAGGGGUGGGUCAUUGACGACCAUCACCUCUUCUUUCAUAUCCUGCUUGUGGGAUCUUCCUCAAUCCUUAGGUGAGUAAUCAAGCUUUCCAGUGAAAAUUCUUUAGUUUUAUGUCUAAACAUAUUCUUAAAAUCUUUCCACAGAGGGGGAAACUUAUCAAUAAUGCAAGCAACUUGAAACUGAUCGUCCAAAGACAUACUUUCAGAAAACGAUCUCAUAAGCAAUUUUCUGAAGUUCAUGUGAUUGAACCUCGAUAGAUUUGUCCUCCAUCAUUUGAUAGCGCAAGUAGAGGCUAACAACAUACUUCUUAGCUCCAGCCUCCUCCGUGUCGUACUUCUUUUGGAGCGCAUCCCAGACCAUCAUCAUUGCGGUUUUGCUCUUGUUCGCAUAGUAGUCAUAGAGAUCGUGUGCCAGGCCGUUGAGGAUUUAGUUCUUGCACAGAAAGUCAUGCUCCCUUACUUAGCAGAAGCAGCCAUCUCUCAUCGCUCGCUUCUUCAGGCAUCUCGACGGGCGUGCUGGUGAGGCAGUGUGCCAACUUCUUGGUCGUGAGGUAGAACUCCAUCUUUUGUCUCCAGCGAGGGAAGUUGACCCCCAUGAAGCGGAAGGGUCGAUUGAUAUCGACAGCACCAGAUCCAGGCAUGUUUUUAUGUUUAGUUGAUAUAGCAGCAGUCGAACGUCUUAAAAUUGUUAAGCACUGAACGACAACAAGGAACGGGGUUACCGAAUCUGGAGCUGAGUCACGAACUAGGUCGCUCUCUUUAAGACUUUCGCGGCACUGCCUUCGUUGCGCACGACAGAAUAUCAACCAGUCGUCUCCAGGAUAAAACAACUCCUCUUGUGCUCGGCGAUUUUGUGCAAAAACCGGGGCUCUCUAAACAGUCUCUCUAUUGUGUUUCUGCUCGUUUGUGGUUCGUAUCUGUUAAGGAUACACGAUAAUUAUUAAAUAAUUAAUUUUAGAAUUUCUCUAAAAUAUAUUAGUCUCAAUGAAGACCACCCACCCAUCCAGCCGACCGGUCGGUCGGACGGCGCACGCGUGUGGUGGUCCGUUAGGUCCUCCUUCUCUCACAAAAGUGGGUCACCCCAAAAGGCAUGCCUCGACACCUAUCUUUAUACACACUUAACUAGUGUAAAACAACAAAUGUGGUAGUUUUUCUCAUUGAGACUUAUAACUUUCAAAAGCUAUUCAUUUCCUUUCAUUUCCAACAGGAUCCUUCCGCCCGCCCGACAUCGCGUCAGGACUAGGAGAAGUACAAGCUAUACGAGCAAUGCAUAAACGCGCCGAUGCCAGUUCGGUACCUGAAGCCCAAGGACAUGAAGCGAGAGGCCGAGUGGAAGAAGUUAGGGUUGGAGAGCAAAGAUCGGAAGCUAGAGAAGGACAUACUGAAGAAAGGAAGGAGGCAAGCCACAGGUGUUUCCGAUGAGCCGCUGAUGAUGGGAACUCCGGGAUUCGACCUGAUCUCGCUUGAACUGGUGGAUGCCGAUAAGAUUCCCAAGUACCACCUGACCGUGGAGGAUGGGAGGCGGCUGGCGAAGGAAUACAGUAGGGUUUUGAUGAGGAAGCACAAGACGAGGCAGGCGGCUGAGACGAAUCUGCUGACGAUGAAGAAUGAGGCGAUCCAAGCGUUGUCCGAGGAGUUGAAGCAGGCUGCUCUAGAGCCAGACCUGACGCCGUUUCCCAAAGAGAUAUUCAUGGCGACAUUGACAUCUCCUAUUGAGGGUUAUAUUAACAAGGUGAAGGAGGCUGCAAUGAGGAGUUCUGGUGCUCAGAAGAUUAGAUAGAGGUUGCUUUCUCCCCAAGGUAUGGCAUAGUAUCUUUUCCCCAUUCCUUUUCCUCUUUUGUUGCCUGUGCUUUUUUCUAGUCAUGAGAUUCGACCUUGUAGUUUACACUGACUAGUCAGAUUGUGGCAUUAAUGAGGCCUCUUUCUUUAGUACUUAGAGAGCUACAGAGAACAUCACUUGUAAUAACAUUCCAUGUUCAGCUUGGCUUAGGAUCGAUGCUCUCUAAUUUUGCAGUGUGGUUAACUGCGGGAUGAAUGAUAAAGAACAGGGUUAUUAGAUUGCAAUUUUGUGAACCGAAUCGAGCACUGGUUUUGCGUUCUUUGGUUCAUAGUCUUUGAUAUCCCAUAAAACUGCAGUUGGUGUAGUGCAAUUAUUCAGAAACGCACUCGGGAAAGAUUAAGGUUUAUUAGACUUUUCAUUUUUUGCAAGUUUAGAUGAUUAACUUCAUCAGCAAUGCUCGUGUUAGUUCUUACCGUCUGUUAUCUAAGGAUCAACUCCUUCGACUGGCCUACAGCAGUACAACAAGAGGUGAACAUUAUGACGACUCUAUAUCGGUGCAAUGAUGAGUGAUAGCUCAAGCCUGGAUCAUCUUGGUUCAUUCCAUGAUGGGAGCGUUUUAGUGAGAAGAACAAUGCAAUUAUGGGUGUUCAAGUCUCGGAAAACCAAAAAUGGAGCACUGGAUUUUGGGUGGGGCUUUGUAUUGCUUGUAUACACCCACCAAGUCGGAAGAUGAAAUGCACAUCUGGGGUUGGUUAUUGGUGUUUCUAGUGUCAGUCUGUUGGCUGGAAUAUCUAAGUUUAUUUUUUCAAAAUUGCCCUUUUUGUUUGAGGGAUCUUAACAAAAAAAAAUGUAUGUAUCAACAAUAUCAUUAUAUAGUCAAUCUUAAAAAAUAGAGUUAAAAUAUAUUUAAUUAUUAAACAAAAUAGUUAUUAUAAAAUUAAAUAUAUUCUAUAAAGUAUGAAUAUAAAACUUAAUAUUUUUAUCAUAAAUUAUACCAUGAGCAAUGAAUCAAAAUCAAAAUAUAUUUAUACGUACAUUGCAGUAUAUCGACUGAAUAUCGUUAACCAUAUACGUUAAAUUAAAAAAAUAACUUUUUCAAAAUACACCUAGUCUCUGAGCCCUAAUAUAAUAUUAUUCAUAUACUACUAGUUUCUAUUAUUUGCAUAUGUACCUUCAAGGCUUCAACCACCUUGUGCUUUAUCAUUGGAGCAAGUUCAUUACUUUUGAAUGAGCUCCCUUUUGAUACAUAAAACUACAUUACCAAUUCGAGCACUUCUACUAUGUUAUAUAGUAUUGGUGCUUUAAUGUACAACUUAAAAUUGUACCAUAACAUUAAAUGUAUAAGUUUAGG